AAACGCAUCUGCAAAUGUCCUCAAACCCCCAGAGGAUGAAACGCCGAUUUGCUCAUUGGAAGGCAUGUCUGUUCCAGAAAUUUAGAAAGCUUGAUUAUGAUGGUCAGUCGCAAUAUCUGUCGCAAAUCAUAUCCCUCCAAGAACCAAAACUUAGGAAAGUUGAGGAAAAUAUAUCUGGUGGACAUUACACUGUAAAGUACAGUAUUAAUGGCAUUCAAUAUCGUGGAGCCAAUAACUACUUAUGGGGCUGGAAGCUUACAUCAAAAAUAGAAAACCAGCUUAAUGCAGUUGAAACGGACGUCCUGCGCCGUUCGUGUAGACUAUCUAGGUUGGACCAUAUCCGAAACGAUAUGAUCAGAGAAAGGACGUGUACACAAGAUACCAUUGUAAAUAGAGUAGAAAGAAGACAACUAGUACGGUACGGCCAUGUCAUGAGGAUGGCUGAUGAAAGAUGGCCUAAGAAGAUGGUGUCUUAUAUCCCAUCGAAUAGAAGGAAGAGAGGUAGGCCAAAAACAUCGUGGAGGAAAGGGAUAGAAGAAGCCACGAGGAAAAGGGAAAUGAAUGAAGGAGAUUGGGAAAACAGAAGAGAAUGGCGAUUGAUGUGCGAGAAGUGGUAG
Messenger RNA from Acanthoscelides obtectus, 617 nucleotides. The record is from the annotation of a GenBank genome assembly. NCBI's taxonomy places the organism in Eukaryota, Metazoa, Arthropoda, Insecta, Coleoptera, Chrysomelidae.